This is a messenger RNA of Syngnathus acus (greater pipefish), 4301 nucleotides long. It is a transcript of the gene ppp3cca, whose product is annotated as protein phosphatase 3, catalytic subunit, gamma isozyme, a. The record is from RefSeq and is a predicted model, not a curated record. NCBI's taxonomy places the organism in Eukaryota, Metazoa, Chordata, Actinopteri, Syngnathiformes, Syngnathidae. Gene Ontology annotation, molecular function: calmodulin binding; calmodulin-dependent protein phosphatase activity. Gene Ontology annotation, cellular component: cytoplasm; calcineurin complex. The coding region runs from base 636 to 2165 and encodes 509 amino acids. Gene Ontology annotation, biological process: calcineurin-mediated signaling. The transcript is spliced from 14 exons.
CCGAGGCUCCACCAUGUUGUAGGAAAUCCACCACUGCUCCACACUGACAGAUUACACUUUAAUCUGUGGAGGAGGAUACACUGUCAAGACGAGCUCAGUAUCUUGGAAGGACUUUUCGUUUUGCUAUGUGCUUCCUCAAGGUUGUCAUUUUUCUCCGGGGAACGGCUUGUACCUAGAAGAUGAAUCGCCGGUCUUCAUUUGCUGUCUUUUCCUGUUCACCCACUUGCCACUACAUUAAAAUGUUAGCUGGCUAACUAGCGAAAAAUAGAGUAACUCAAUCGGAUUAUCUUGCAUCGACUCCCUUCGCUCUAGGUAAUAUCAAGGUUUUUUUUUUUUCUUUCUUUCUGUAGUUGACGGUGAUUACAAAGCAAAUAAGCUACCGCGUCUAUUCUGCAAGCAAUUAUUAAACACCGCAAUUAUUCUCAAGCACUAAUGUUGCUGCAAGUAAGCUAGCACCCCACAAAAGAUCUGGAGCUCCGAGUCGAGCCUGUUUUUUCCCCCCACCUACUGUUUGUUUGUAAAAUCAAAAUUUAAACCGAAAGUGAAGACCACCAAGCCGAUGUGCGACUCCGUUUCAAGCUAGUCGGGAAAAGAACAGUCCAUUAUUUCAAUAGAGAAAUACAAAAGAAGCGAUAAUGUCAGGAAAGGAUAAAGAUAAACCAGAGAAACAAUCCACAACGGAGCGGCUCAUUAAAGCUGUGCCAUACCCACCACAACAUAAACUGACUGUAAAAGAACUAUUUGAAGAUGGAAAACCCAAUGCAGAGCUGCUACGAAACCACCUCGUCAAAGAGGGCAGGGUGGAGGAAGAUGUGGCGCUAAAGAUCAUCAACGAUGGAGCCAACAUCCUUCGCCAAGAAAAGUGCAUGCUGGAAGUGGAGGCACCUAUUACAGUAUGUGGUGACGUCCAUGGCCAGUUCUUUGACCUCAUGAAGUUAUUUGAAGUAGGGGGAUCACCGAGUAAUACAAGGUAUCUCUUCCUCGGAGACUACGUAGAUCGAGGAUACUUCAGUAUCGAGUGUGUUCUCUACCUCUGGUCACUCAAGAUCAACCACCCCACGACACUGUUCCUCCUGCGAGGGAACCACGAGUGCCGACACCUCACAGAGUACUUCACCUUCAAGCAGGAAUGUAAAAUUAAGUAUUCCGAAAGGGUCUAUGACGCCUGUAUGGAGGCCUUUGACUGCCUGCCCCUUGCUGCCCUGCUUAAUCAACAGUUCUUGUGUGUACAUGGUGGACUCUCACCAGAAAUUAACUGCCUUGACGACAUAAGGAAAUUAGACAGAUUUAAAGAGCCUCCAGCAUUCGGGCCAAUGUGUGACCUGAUUUGGGCCGACCCUGGUGAAGACUAUGGCAGUGAAAAGACAUCUGAACACUUCAACCAUAACUCUGUCAGAGGCUGUUCCUACUUUUUCAGUUACUCAGCAGUCUGUGACUUUUUGGUAAAUAAUAACUUGUUGUCAGUAAUUAGAGCCCAUGAAGCCCAAGAUGCAGGAUAUCGGAUGUAUAGAAAAAGUCAGACUACGGGCUUCCCUUCGUUAAUUACAAUCUUUUCAGCUCCAAAUUAUCUUGAUGUGUACAACAACAAAGCUGCCGUAUUAAAAUAUGAGAACAACGUGAUGAAUAUUCGACAGUUCAACUGUUCCCCCCACCCUUACUGGUUACCUAAUUUUAUGGAUGUCUUCACAUGGUCUUUGCCAUUCGUGGGAGAAAAAGUGACAGAGAUGUUGGUGAAUGUGCUCAACAUUUGUUCUGAUGAUGAGCUCAUGUCAGAGGGAGAUGAUCUAUAUGAAGGUGGCACCACAGCGAUGCGUAAGGAGGUAAUCCGGAACAAGAUACGGGCAGUUGGGAAAAUGGCUCGAGUCUUCUCAGUCCUCAGGGAGGAGAGUGAGAGUGUAUUAACUCUCAAAGGCCUGACCCCGACCGGAACGCUUCCUGUGGGAGUACUGUCAGGUGGAAAGCAGACAUUACAGACGGCUACUAUUGAGGCAGCUAAAGCAAAAGCCAUCCAAGGCUUCUCUCCCACGAGGAAGAUUCGUAAUUUUGAGGAGGCACGCGGCCUGGACAGGAUAAAUGAAAGGAUGCCACCUCGCAAAGAUGGCCAGCAGCCGGAUGGCACGACCAUCAAUACCAGCGCAUCUAACAAGAACGGCACUGAUGGAUAGGCCUUAGAAACCACACCCUUGCCUCCCGACUCAUCCCCACCAAUCACGCUCCUCCUCACUUUUCUAUCCCAUCCAUCCCACUGUUUGUCUCUUCACCCAAAACCACCUGUCCAUCUUCUGCGUGCAUGCUGUUUUGGACGGUGGGUAAAGGAAGCAGACACGGUGGUGGGGAAACAAAAAAAAAAAGGAGACCACUCUGCUAGCAAAGGCUUCUCGGGGAAAACAAGCAAACAAUCAUGGGGAGGGGGGGGGGUCUUAUUUAUUAAAUGAAUAUGUUAGAGGUGAUGGAAUGAAGACAUUUUGAAGUUGUUCAAACUUAUACUGUACACUGAAGUCCAUGCUUAUACGUGUCACAGUCAUGCAGGUUAGAUGAAAAGAGACACAAUUAUACAUGCUUUAUGCUUUAGCUUCAUUCAUUUUUGGGGGGGUUUGUUUGUUUUGUGUGUUGUUAAUGUGUGUGGCAACAAAAAAGUUCAAAUAUGAAUUCUGUAGCCGCAGCGGCUCUUUGACGGUUUUGUGAGGUACACUGCUUAUAGAUGGUGGAGGGUAAAAGUACCAUUUUAUAUUUUAAGAUGAAAUGUGAUGUCUUAUGAAAGCUAUGGGAGCGGUUAAUUAGUAUUUUGUUCUCUCUGAGUAACAUGUAUUAUCAUUUGUGAAUGAAACUGUUUUAAAAUGAAGAUAAUAUGCUUUGUGUGCUGUAGACCUAAUAGUUGUUGACAUGACGGCAGCUCGGACGCUUGCUUUCACCUAAACCAAAUUAGGGGAUGUACAGUACAGUACUACACAACACAACACACGUCACCGCAAUCCUCCCCCAUCCUGGAAGGAAGCACACAUCAAGAAACUGUAUCAAGACAAACCAGUUUAAACAAAAGAGGACACUUUUGCCCAAGAAGCAGAGGAGCCACGGGGCAUACUCACCCACUCACUCAUUAAAACAGACUUUUAUUAAUUGCUGAAAUAUUUCAGUAUUCAAAAGAAAUACAGCAGGUUAGCGGCUGCUUUAUCAAAUGCGUUUUUAGGUCUUUUUGUUGCUUUACUAAAGCUGUAUAAAUGUCCCCAUCUACUUUUAAUUAUUUAGUAUGCAGAUAUGUUCGCUUUUUCUAAAAAAAAAAAAAAAAGUGACUACUCUGGAAAAAAAAAUGCUUCUAAAUGACUGCGAUAUAUUGUAUGGAUGGAGACCCAACAGACCGCUGCUGUUACCACACUUCUGACUUGGGCUUAGCGGCACUGCAGUCGAUUUUUGGCUCACUUGCCUCACGCAUGUUCCUUUUUACAAGCCGGAGUGGGAGCCACUUAGUAGUCGCUGUGAUUUCCUGAUGUUUGUGAAGUUUUCAUGUGGCUUGGCUCACAAUUUAGCUCUAACCACCUUCACUUAUCUUCAUUGGCACCCAAACAACCCUUUAAGACUUGCUUUUUACCUUUUAAUAGAGCAACAACGGAGGAGGAAUUGGGCCACUUAUAUGUGCAAUAUACUAUAUAUAUUUUUAAAGGGAAAAUAAUUCUGAUUUUAGUAAGAUUUUUUUUCUCAUAUACUGUAUAUACAAUGCUCUUUUUUUUUUGCAGGUUUGUUCAUAUGUGACCCAGAGCCUCCUCUCUCAUUUCAACUGGUGCUGUUAUAUACCCAAUGCUUAGUUUCUGACAAGUCAUGGUGGUGGAGCUUUAGUGAAAGAGUAUGCUAUUUCCUAAAGAAGAAAUGUUAUUUUAUUUCAUUGAAAUCGUUGUGUGCACUCGUGCCAUGCCACUCUGGACACGCUUGAAGAUCUGUAUGUGUGUGGAAGGCAAACAGAGUCAAGCCAUGCAACAUUUUUGAAUGAGAGUUCCAAAGUCAAGUAAUGUACUUUGUUCAAAUGUACACAUUUCAGUAAGACCCCAAAAUAUUGCGUUAUAAAUUAUUGUUUAUUUAAUGUUUCUUUAAAAAGUAAGGCUUUAUUGGGUGGCCCACACAGUAUACAGACCUGUUCAGUCUUAUACUGUACAUAGCUUGCAGAAUGUAAAAAAAAAAAAAGAAAAGAAGAAAAACUGCUAACAAAGAAUAUUUUAAUGGUGAAAGUGUACCGUGCGUAUCAUGCAAGGCCAUGAAAUCUUAUAUGUAGAUGUAUCACUUAAAAGAUAAUAAAAUCUUGUUUUACUUCA